UCUCUGCCUCAGCCAGCUAGUCUUUUCAGAUUGUCUUGCCCAGGAUGUUCAGAGAGGCCACAGCCUUGGCCUGUCAUGUUCCAAAAGGACAAAAUGGACUCAGCUUUGUGAAAGUUGAAGAAAAUGUUCGGAGGCAGGACUUCAGUCUUCAGGGAAACCUCCAGAGCCAGGAGGUUUCCCGCCAGCAGUUUAGACAGUUUGGCUACUCUGACUUCACUGGGCCCCGGGAGGCUCUGAACCAACUGCAGAAGCUUUGUCAGCAGUGGCUGAGGCCAGAGGAGCGCUCCAAGGAGCAGAUCCUGGAGCUGCUGGUGCUGGAGCAGUUUGUGGCCAUCUUGCCUACGGAGCUGCAAGCCUGGGUUCAAGAGCACAGACCUGGAAAUGGAGAGGAGGCUGUUACUCUGCUGGAGGAGCUGGAGAGAGAAUUUGAUGAAUCUAAACAAGAGGUCACAGCUCAUGGCCAAGGAAUGGUUUGCAAAGAAAUGACAUUCAUGGGAACACGGAAGUCUCUGAGUAGCCCACUGCAGUCCUUGGAGAACCAUUGCAGGAGUGAACCCCAGGAGCCACAGGUUUUUCAGGAGACAGAUGAGGCAACCCUACCAUUUAGGGUUGAGGAUGGAGACAGCAAGAUGAUGACUGACAAAGUAUUGGCAGCAAAGAAAGAAAUUACUGAAUGUAUUACAUCAGUGGCUAUGGCAUCCCAAGGAAGACUUCCUGGGGAAACUUCUCCAAUACAGAUGGUUCAAGAAACUAUGGGAUGCUUGGACAACAAUGAGAAGCAAGGAGGAAGUAAUGACACAAGCAACAGAACAAGUUCACUUUCUUCCCAGGAAAGCUAUUUCAGUCUGGCAACCUUUAACAAGAAAACCCCUUCAAAUCAGAACACCUUUGAGUGUAAUGAAGGUGAAAGAACUCUCAGUCCAAACUUACAUGACACCACACGGCCCAGAACUCACACAGGGAAACUGCUCUAUGAGUGCUUGGAUUGUGGGAAAGCGUUUUGCCAUAGGUCAAAGCUGAUUAGACAUCAAAGAAGUCACACUGGAGAGAGACCUUAUGCAUGUAAAGAAUGUGGAAAAGCCUUUGGUUUCAGAACAGAUCUUGUUAGACAUCAGAGGAUUCACAGUGGCGAAAAACCCUAUAAAUGUUGUGACUGUGGAAAAGCUUUCAGGGGCAGCUCAGGGCUCAUUAGGCAUAGGCGAAUUCAUACUGGAGAGAAACCUUAUGGUUGUGAUGAAUGUGGGAAAGCUUUCAGCCAGAGCUCUACUCUUAUUCAGCAUAAGAAGAUUCACAGUGGAGACAAAGGCUAUGAAUGUACAGAAUGUGAUCACAAGACCUAUAUGAUCUAA
This is a messenger RNA of Cricetulus griseus (Chinese hamster), 1349 nucleotides long. The record is from RefSeq and is a predicted model, not a curated record. NCBI's taxonomy places the organism in Eukaryota, Metazoa, Chordata, Mammalia, Rodentia, Cricetidae.